Aphidius gifuensis is the source of this 2619-nucleotide messenger RNA. RefSeq names its product modular serine protease-like. The transcript has 9 exons. Lineage: Eukaryota; Metazoa; Arthropoda; Insecta; Hymenoptera; Braconidae. Gene Ontology annotation, biological process: proteolysis. Gene Ontology annotation, molecular function: G protein-coupled receptor activity; protein binding; serine-type endopeptidase activity. The record is from RefSeq and is a predicted model, not a curated record. Bases 44 to 2176 code for a protein of 710 amino acids. Gene Ontology annotation, cellular component: plasma membrane.
AGAAAAACAAAAAACAACAUACUUUUUUAAAAUUUUCGUUACAAUGAAAACACUUUUUAUCAUUCUAUCAUUGCUUUUAGAUGAUGGUGUUUAUUCCAAUUCCAUAGGACAAGUUCGAGAAUUUUUGUGUAUUGAUGGAACGAAAAUUGAUUUAAUGAGAGUCUGUGAUGGAAUCGUGGAUUGUCCAGAUUCUUCAGAUGAAACAAGGAAAUUAUGUCAUCACGUUGUAUGUCCUUUGUCUUCAUAUAGAUGUGAUUACGGUGCUUGUAUAGAAAAAUCACUUCGCUGCAAUGGUUUUCAAGACUGCAUCGAUGAAAGCGAUGAAUUUCAUUGUGAUAUCAAAGAACCGUGCUCAAAUCACGGGUAUCGCUGUUUUCAUUCACUUGAGUGUAUUUCUCUGUCAAAAACUUGUGAUGGUUAUCUCGAUUGUGCUGAUGGUAGUGAUGAAAGCACUGGAAUUUGUGCAAGUUUUCCAUGUCCAGGUUCCACAUUUCAGUGUAAUUAUGGUGGUUGUAUUCAUUUAGAAACAAUUUGCGAUGGUACGUAUGAUUGUAUUGAUGCGAGUGAUGAAGAUAUUUCAAUGUGUACUGCAAUAAAUUGUGGUGAUAAAUGUUUUGCUUACAAAUGCAAGGAACAUGAAUUUACUUGUAAAAGCGAAGGUCAGUGUGUAGAUUCAUCACGAGUUUGUGAUGGAAUUAUUCAAUGUCGAGAUGCCUCGGAUGAAGAUAUUGAAACCUGUUCAUUGAGACAAUGUGCUGAUGGAUUUUUUCGAUGCAAAUAUGGUGCUUGUAUACCAGAAAAAUUAAAAUGUAACUCUGAGCGAAAUUGUCAUGAUUGGAGUGAUGAAGAUGAGUCGAUUUGUGGAAUUGCAUUGCCAAAUGGAGCUUGCCGUUUACCAUCAGUAAAACCAGGAACACAUUAUUCCGUCUUUCAAUGUCCACAUUGUCAACCUGGCGAUGUUGUUCCAGAACUAACACGUUUAGAUUUUUUUUGUGAUAGUAAAGUGAAUAAGUUUUUGGAAGGCUUGUCAAACGUUUUUUGUCAGAAUAAUCAAUGGUUGCCAUAUGUUACAAGCUGCUAUACUGAUUCUGAAUUUAUUACUUGUGUUCCUCUGAACUCGCGUGGUGCUCGACAACGUUGUGAAGUACUUUGGGGACCACAUGAAGGCUGGAUUAAUUGCAAUGGAUCAAUACCUGUUGGUACUCAUGUGACACUAGAAUGUCCAGAAUUUUAUGAACGUGAGUCUGGUUCUUAUCACAGUACUUGUCUUCAUGAUGGGACUUGGAGUCAAUUUCCAUUACAAUGUCAACCAAUUUGUGGUCUUCGUGAAACUUCAGCUUUGCCUCUCAUUGUAAAAGGCUGGGAAAUAUCACCAGAAGAGCCACUACCCUGGCAUGCAACGUUAUUCUCUCAUGAUGAUGGUCAAUGGAUUUUUUUUUGUGGUGGAACUUUGAUUAGUGAGCGCAUUGUGUUAACAGCUGGUCACUGUGUCUGGAAAACAGAUCCAAAAACAAUUCGUGUGAUUCUUGGUGGUUUUUCGAGUAACUUUAGUCUUGACAAAGAAGAUAAGGAGACACAAGUUUUUGACAUUUUUAAUAUCAAGCUACACAGAUCUUAUCAUGAUCACGAGGGGAAUUAUGGGUCAGAUCUUGCUGCAUUGAUUCUCAAUGGAUCUGCUAUCAUGUCUUCCAGAGUAAAACCUGUUUGUCUUAAUUGGUCAGCUGACUUAAAUGUUUCUCUACGAGAAAAUGGUGAAAUCGGUCUCGUUGCGGGAAUGGGGAUUACUGAAAAUGAUACAUUUAGUAAACACCUUAGAGUGACAACUGUGAAAUUGAUUGACGAAAAUGAGUGUCGCGAGAGUCAAAAAAGAGAUUUUCGUAGAUAUUUAACAUACACAACUUUUUGUGCUGGAUGGAAUAACGGAACUGCUGUUUGUAAUGGUGAUAGUGGUGGUGGAUUGGCUCUUCGGAGACCAAAUACAACAAUUUGGGAUCUCCAUGGAGUUGUUUCCAUUAGUCCUCGAAGAAUUGGAACUAGUAUUUGUGAUCCACAAUACUAUACAGUUUUUACAAAGAUAUUGAUUUACAGUGAUUGGAUCGAUAAUAUUUUAAAAGAAAUUCAAGUUGUUGGACCACCUGAUUUGCAACAAAUCCCUAAUCGAGAUGCUAUUAUAUAAAGCAUGAGGAAUUCUUAAGUUACAUUUUAUAUUUUCAAAAUAGCAUAUUUUGUAAAAUUCUGUGAUAGACGAGGGGUUAUAUAUAAGGCGAGAUAGAGUGACACCAUUACUUUAAAAAGUAGUCGACUACACGAUCGUCGACUGUCUACACUUUACACUGACUAUGACCUCGACUACAAUCAAUAGUAGUCAACUUCAAACAAGAAAAAGAUCUGGUAACGUUUGUUGGGGCGUGUGGCCCGCGUUACCGUUGAAAAUUAAAAAUUUUCAAUACUCCGGCUAGGGCCGUGUUAAAUUUUAUCUUUUAAAUGGUUUUUAAAAGUAACAAUACAAUAAUAGUACAUUUUUUUUUAUUUUUCUGAAAAUCGAUUUUUUUUUUUUUUUCGUUCAAGUUAAGGCAAGCUAUAACUUCUGUUAGAAUCAACGGAAUGACUUCAUAUUAG